UUAUCCACGUCCACCGCUACCCCUGAAGGACGGGACGUUUGGCGGUAAUUUUAAAACCCUAAACCCCAAACGGGUGAAGAAAUGCAGGCUCCUUCCACCCUCAACUCUCAUUGCAAGCUCGAAUUACCAGGAGUAGGGUUUCAUCCAGUUCAUUUGAAGCUGCAAGUUCAGCCAUGGAAGAUAUACCGCAGUUCAAAGUUGCAGAGAAUGAAUGUAAAUGGGAGAACUAGGGGAAUUGGGGUUUUUAAUGGGGGGAAGGUUUCGGCAUGGGACGAGAAACCAUAUGAUUUGUCGCAGAGUGGGAGGAAGGUUUUUCUCGAUGAGUUGGACAUUGUUACACUGGUAGAUUCACCUAAAGAGCUUAUUCCAUUGGACCCAGAUUCGUAUAAUCCUGCUGCUUAUCUAUGGAAGAAGAUUGCAGAUAUCCCAGAGGAAAGAAGGCACCGGUUGCUUCGCUUAUUAAAAUCAAGGCACAUUUCUAGGCUCUGGGAAAUGGCUGGCACACGUUAUGGGGACUCUAAGCUAGUGAAAAAAAGUGCAUCUGACUUGCUAUCUUUUGAGAAAAAUUCAGAAGUGCUUGAGUAUUGGAGUUGCAAAACUACCGGAGUACCUUUGCGAUUUGCUUGGGCAAAUGAUUUCAAAAAGGCUGUAUUUCGUGACAAUGAUGGGGAUGUAUGUGGACGCAUUUUUCCUGGUGGAUCCUUUCUGGCAAAAAUUGCAGAUUCAUUCAGUCCAUUGUACUUCACAGUAAAAAAUAUUAAAGAGGUGAUGGCAACAGAGCAACCUUGUGAUUUGGCUUAUGAAUUUGGGGAUGGGCUGUUGAAUCUAUCCAAGUAUCCAGAAGGCUUCCCUAUGCCAGCAAAACACCCAUGGCCAUUCAGUGAUCAUAUGGUUAUCUAUGUGCGACAUAUGGGACCAGGAAUCUUGGUUGGGCAAGCAUGGCAGGAAGGGGAGAAACUUGAGCAGGUUCCUAAGAAGUUCUGUGGAGAAAUAUUGAUGGUGAAAUAUUACAAUGGACAUGUGGGGGAUUCACUGGAAGAUUGAAGGCUCUACUUGGGCUAUACCUUCACCAUUAUCAUUUGCUUUGAGCACAAUGAAAACGUACUUUGCAAAUGGAAAGAGUGCUAUUGUAUACAUGACUAGUGAGAGUCCCCCUAACACGUCGUCCUCUGCAUUGAUUGGGGCCUUUGUGAAGACAUCACUGAAAACAUAGAGAGGGCUCGUGCCUAGGUCACCGUACACCACACCGAGGGUUUGAAAUGCCAAGGCCAGGGUGUGCCAUGAGGACAGCUCCUGAGAUACGGGAAACAGAAUUUACAUACAUCUUUUAGUGACACCAAUAUCUUAAUGGUAAAGAUAGUACUUGAAAUCUCUCUCUCUCUCUCUCGCUGAAGUUGAUGUAAACACCUGUUUGCCAUAGAGUUUUUAGUGAUGAACCUCUCUCUAUCAAAUGUUGAUAUACAGACCUGUUUUGCGGUGUGUUUAA
Amborella trichopoda is the source of this 1486-nucleotide messenger RNA. Its product is annotated as WD repeat protein. The record is from RefSeq and is a predicted model, not a curated record. Lineage: Eukaryota; Viridiplantae; Streptophyta; Magnoliopsida; Amborellales; Amborellaceae.